Messenger RNA from Cydia splendana, 2761 nucleotides. Its product is annotated as WD repeat-containing protein 75. The transcript is spliced from 11 exons. The record is from RefSeq and is a predicted model, not a curated record. Gene Ontology annotation, biological process: positive regulation of rRNA processing; positive regulation of transcription by RNA polymerase I. NCBI's taxonomy places the organism in Eukaryota, Metazoa, Arthropoda, Insecta, Lepidoptera, Tortricidae. Gene Ontology annotation, cellular component: nucleolus. The coding region runs from base 70 to 2748 and encodes 892 amino acids. Gene Ontology annotation, molecular function: protein binding; RNA binding.
UUUACUACUUUACUGACUAGGUUAGGAAGCAUGUGUUUAAUUUGUGGGAAAUAAAUAACAAAUAGCAAAAUGGUAGUGAAGACACACAAAUCUAAUCAAGAACCUACGAAAUAUACCUUGACUAGAAAGGCCGGGAGGAGUAUUAUUGACCAUGCCCCUGUAUUUUCGCCUGAUGAAAAAUCUUUAGUGGUAAUAGUAGAAAAUAUCGUUCGGGUGUAUUGUGUUGAGACAGGAGACUUAGUGCGAACCCUUGAAGCUGACACAGACAUAGAUGCACUGAUUGGCAUUUGUUUCGACAAGGAUGGCUUCAAUCUGUAUGGUUGCUCUAGAUGUGGUAUGCUUAUAACAUGGACUUUGGAAAGUGGGACUGUGCUUAGGGAAUAUAAAUUAAAACUCGACAAUAGAAAAGUCACCACAUUUGAUUUAGUCGACAGUGAGAGAUGCUUUAUAACUUCAGUUGGUAAAGAAAAUAAAAUAUGUCUUGCUACAUUCUAUCUAAAGAUUGGUGUAUUAGAAGCAGAAUUCAAUAGCAAGGACAUACCUUACUUUGGGAGUGUCAGGGUGGCUAUAGGAUGGUGUAACAGAGACAGAUUUGCUGCCAUAUCUAAUUUAACAAAGUUUCUUUUCAUCCAAAAUUUGGAUAAAGCACAUGUCCAUGCCUAUCACUCCAACUACAAUGAGUUCCGUAUUCUGGAUGUGGCGACGCAUCACAGCGAGCCUGCCGUGGCCGUUGUGGAUACCCUUGGAAGAGCUACCAUUUUCAGAGGCAACCUCUUCCACUACCAGGAAGUGGCAAGGGAAGUGUUACAUUGGCAUUUCUUGCCUGCAUUUGCUGUGCGAUUUUCUACAUCAGGUGGAUAUCUCAUAACGGGAGGCAUGGAGAAGGUAUUGGUAAAAUGGACCAUAGCUAACUUGUCCAACAAAGCUGGCGCAAAGGACUUAAUCCCCAGGCUGCCGGGAAUCAUUAGAUACAUCGCCGUCAGCCACUCCAAUAUUGCUAUUACUCUAUCUAACAACUCCGUGGUAAUAGCCAACGCCCAAAUGCAGGUACACUGCACUAUUGUAGAGUGCGGCGGACUGUCGUCUGUAGCUCGGUCCACGGGCGGCGCCUUAGUGUACCAAAAGCCAACCGGCUGCCUGUUUAUGGGCGGACGGCCGGGACACCUGCAGAUGUACUCCACCAAGACAGACAAAAUGCUCUUCACUCUUGACAUAACACAAACGAACAGCAUCCCAUCAGAAUCCAAACACAACCUCAUACCGCUAGAAACAGAAGUGACUUGCGCUGCAAUGAACUCGCUCGGGACCUGGCUGGUAACAUCAGAAUACCGACACGACGGCGUAUUAUACCCAGAGGAGAGACUCAAGUUCUGGUCAGCCCAGACAGGGCCAAACAGCUUCGUCCCCUUCAAACUUGCAACUUGCGUUAACCUAUCCCACGGUGGAUCAAGAGUUGUAUCCAUCGCCCUAAAUAGCCAAGCUACGUUUUGCGUUACCGCAGGCACAGAUCAGAAAUUCAGAAUAUGGAAGCGAGUACAAAUCCAAAUUUUCAAUAAGCCAAAGGGUUCCUGGUACUGCUAUACAGCGUGUUAUUACUCGUCUGGAGUCGCUCAGUUCUCGACAAGCAGCGUCUACAAUGAUAUAAAAAAGUUCGAAGUGAAAAAUCUGUUUGAGAAAGUCGAGCUGCCUUAUAUGAAGGCGGUUGGUAAGAAAGACGAUCUUAUACUGAGGAUUAUGAAUAUGCAUAAAGAAACUACAGGCACUCAAAAAAUCGAAUCGGUAGAGGUUGAUUCUGAGACGGAGAUGGGUGGAGUGGCGAUAUCGCAGGACGGUUCACUUAUAGCGGCUUGGUUUGGUUGUAAACUGACGCUUUGGGAUACGCAUUUGUGCAACAUGAAGACGACUCUGUCGCACCCGGCGCUGCGGCCCAAGGGGAAGCAUGUGCAGUUUGGAAGCCAUGACGCUGCUCAUUAUCUGGUGUGCACAACAGAGAACUGCUUGGCAGUGUUCAGUCUACUAUCUCUGUCCGUCAAAUGGCUAGUGCGGAUCAGACCCACGUGUCUGGUCGCCGACGUCCACUCCAACAAGAUGGCGAUAGUUACCGACGAGAAUGACGUGAUCGUAUUCAACCCGCAUAGUUCUGCACCUAUCGUGAAACAGAAUCGAGUGUUGGACCCUAAGACUGGUGUGAUCAACGUCUGCACAUUCGUUCAGUCGGCAAAGUACGAAGCGCGUCUGUACCUGAUGAGGAACGAUUCGGAAAUCUACUGUCUCGAGCCCGAGCAGACCAAAAAAGGCCAGCUAGAAGUGAUCUCGCACGCGAACCUGCCCACGUCCAACUUUGGAGCCCUACUGGCUGAACAGCAGGUGUCCGAAGUCACGCCCGCGCAAGCAGGGGAAUUGGAAGAACUUAACCAAGAUGCUUUGGGAAGUGGAGCCAUACAACAGUUCCUGUCAGCCGCGCCACACAUGCUACCGCCAGUCAAUCUCAUUUGCACUGAAUUCCUCGAGCACAUAUCCGGGCAAGAAAUCGCCGAAGACCCAGAGGUCACAGACAAAAGUAUCAUGGAAGUAGACCUUCAAUCUUCAGACGAUGACAUAGAAGAAGUUAAGGUACAUGAAAAGCCUAAGACGCAACUAUGGACACCGAACUAUGAAGCGAUUAAGAAGAAACGGUUAAAGAAAAUACUUACGACGCCGUUGCUUCGGGAGGAUGCGGCGGGGGCUGUUUUUGGUUUAAGUAAAUAAAGCUUUUAGUGUA